Messenger RNA from Cannabis sativa, 3494 nucleotides. Its product is annotated as probable LRR receptor-like serine/threonine-protein kinase At1g56140. The transcript is spliced from 24 exons. The record is from RefSeq and is a predicted model, not a curated record. Gene Ontology annotation, molecular function: protein binding; protein kinase activity; ATP binding. NCBI's taxonomy places the organism in Eukaryota, Viridiplantae, Streptophyta, Magnoliopsida, Rosales, Cannabaceae. Bases 65 to 3118 code for a protein of 1017 amino acids. Gene Ontology annotation, biological process: protein phosphorylation.
CAUAUAUAUUUUUAUUUCUUAAGCAUUUAGAAAAAUCUUUUAACUAAUAUUUAGAUGUGAUUAGAUGAUGAUCAUGUCAGCAAGAUUAGGAAGCUCAUCAUCAUUACUACCAAUCUUUACUAGUAUUUUCACUAUUUAUGUUUUGUUGUUUGCUAUUAUCAAUGUUUCAUCAACAAUAGCUCAGGAUAGAACUCAUGAUCAGCCCACUACUGAUCUCUCUGAAGUGAGAGCUUUGAAUUCUAUAUUUGAGUAUUGGAAGAUAAAGGCAGACACUCAAAAGUGGAACAUAAGUGGGGAACCAUGCAGUGGUUCCGCCAUAGAUGACUCCAUCGACAUCGGUGACUCAUCGAGUCCUUUUAUCAAAUGCGACUGCACUUUCAACAAUGGUUCUCUCUGUCACAUUACUAAACUGAAGGUUUAUAAAAUGGAUGUUAUUGGUGAGAUUCCAGAAGAGCUAUGGACUCUGACCUUUCUCUCCUAUCUGAGUUUGGGCUACAAUUUCUUGACGGGUUCUCUUUCUCCAUCAAUUGGAAACCUCACUAACUUGCAAUACUUGGACUUGAGUAUGAAUGCAUUGUCAGGAGAGGUCCCAAAGGAAUUGGGACUACUUUCUCAGCUAUCAUCAUUGUACAUUCUAUCAAACAAUUUCUCUGGUCCGCUGCCCCCAGAACUAGGGAAUUUGACCAAAUUAGAAUUGUUUAGUUUUUCCAGUUGUGGAGUUAGUGGCGAGAUUCCUUCAACAUUUGAGAAUCUACAAAGCAUAAAAGAAUUUUAUGCAUAUGAUAAUGAACUCACAGGCAAGAUACCCGACUUCAUAGGAACUUGGUCAAAUCUUACUAACUUGGUAUUGCUAGGGAACUCUUUUCAAGGGCCCAUACCAUCAAACUUUGUGAAUCUAACUUCUUUAGUACAAUUGCAGUUGAAUGAUGUAUCUAAUGCAAGCUCUUCUCUCUCAUUUAUCAUCAAUAUGGAGUCUCUUAUAACAUUAGAACUGAGAAACAAUGAUAUCACUGGCUCAAUUCCAUCGAGUAUUGGCAAACUCACACAAUUGAAACAUCUGGAUUUGAGCUUCAACAAGUUACAUGGGCAGAUCCCAGAGUCUCUUUUCAACAUGGAUUCACUUGUUUAUUUGUUUCUUGGAAACAAUAGUCUAAAUGGUACAUUACCUAGGAAAAACAGUUUAUCUCUUCUCAAUAUAGAUCUAUCAUACAAUAAUUUUGUGGGAAGCAUUCCUUCUUGGGUCAACGAUCAACACAAUUUACAGCUGAACUUGGUUGGCAACAAUUUUACUUUAGAUAAUUCAAACAGCAGUAAUUUUCUUUUAGGUUUGGACUGCCUUCAGAGAAAUUUUCCAUGUAAUCGAGAUCUACCCCUCUAUACUAACUUUGGGAUCAACUGUGGUGGUGAACAAAUUACCUCUUCUAAUGGCCUUGUGUAUGAGAAAGAUGAUGAGAGUCUUGGCCCAGCUACUCAUUUUGUCACCAGCUCAAAAAGAUGGGCAGUAAGCAAUGUUGGACGUUUCCUUUGGAAUGAAAGUGCUACCUUUAUAAGUACUUCAUCAUCUCAAUUCAUAAGUACUUUAGACUCGGAAUUAUUCGAGACUGCAAGGCUUUCUCCUUUAUCAUUGAGAUACUAUGGUCUGGGGCUUCAGAAUGGCAACUACACUGUCAAACUCCACUUUGCAGAAACUGCUUUUGAAAAUUAUCGCACCUGGAAAAGUCUUGGCAAACGUAUAUUUGAUAUUUAUAUCCAAGGAAACCGCGUAAUGCAAAAUUUUGAUAUCAGAAAAGAGGCAGGUGGAAUCUCUUUCAAGGCGGUCCAAAAGGAAUUUAAGGUUGUGGUCUCACAGAAUUACCUUGAAAUCCAUCUGUUUUGGGCUGGAAAAGGAACUUGUUGCAUACCAACAAAUAAUGUUUAUGGACCUUCCAUUUCAGCAAUCAGUGCUACUCAAGAUUUCACACCUACUGUCAAUAACAAUAAGAAGAGCAGAACUAGUUUGAUUGCGGGAAUCACUGUUGGGGUUGUCAUUUUAAGCUUUAUGUCAAUUUUAGUGGCCUUCUAUCUUAUUCAGAGAAGAAAAAAGCGACAAAUGAAUGAUGACGAUGAGUUAUUUGGCAUGGAUGUUAAACCAUUGACUUUCCGUUAUGCUGAACUUAAGACCGCGACAAAUGAUCUUGAUUCUUCAAAUAAGUUGGGAGAAGGAGGAUUUGGACCUGUUUACAAGGGAAUACUUGAAGAUGGAAGAGUUAUUGCAGUAAAGCAAUUGUCUGUGAAUUCUCACCAUGGAAAGAGCCAAUUUGUGGCUGAAAUUGCCACAAUAUCUGCUGUGCAACAUCGUAACCUUGUCAAAUUAUAUGGAUGUUGUAUUGAGGGAGACAAACGACUUCUUGUUUAUGAGUAUUUGGAAAAUAAGAGCCUUGAUCAAGCACUAUAUGGUAACCAAAGUUUGAAUCUGAAUUGGUCAACACGUUUUAAUAUUUGUUUGGGCAUAGCAAGAGGUCUUGCUUACCUACACGAAGAAUCGCGAGUUCGAAUCGUGCACAGGGAUGUCAAAUCCAGUAACAUUCUUCUUGACUCUAAUUUCACUCCCAAAAUAUCGGACUUUGGUUUGGCCAAAUUGUAUGAAGAUCAAAAGACUCAUAUAAGUACAAGAGUUGCAGGAACUAUUGGUUAUCUUGCACCUGAAUACGCCAUGCUUGGUCACCUUACUGAGAAAACAGAUGUCUUUGCUUUUGGAGUUGUGGCAUUAGAAAUCCUCACUGGCAGAUCGAAUUUCGACUCGAGCUUAGGUGAAGAAAAGGCAUAUCUUCUUGAAUGGGCUUGGAAUCUACAUGAAGAAGGCCGUGAAAUCGAACUGGUGGAUUCAAAACUAUCAGAAUUCAUUGAGCAAGAAGUGAGAAGAAUCAUACAAGUAGCUUUUUUAUGCACUCAAACAUCACCUACAGCUCGUCCAUCAAUGUCGAAAGUGGUAACAAUGCUUUCAGUAGAUACUAAUGUGGAUACUGAAGUUUUAAGGCCUAGUUACUUAGUUGACUGGAAAUUCAACAAUGUCAGCAGUCUAAUGAGUCGAAUUGAACAAGGGACUGAUUCUAGUACAAGCAUGGAGACAGAUGGUUAGUGAUGAAGUUGAUAAAGCAUGAUUAGUGUUUGUUUUGCUAUGAAUAUGCUAGUUCAAGUGAAGUCAUGUCUGAUAUGAUAGAAAAAUCAGGGCAUGUCAACAUAUGCACCUUGUUAUGUAUCAAUGGUAUUGAUUCCGGCACUAUACAGGUGUUGAGAAAAAAGUUUAAUUUUGUUAUGUGAGAUUUUCUCUAAAUAUAUGUAUGUUUACGUAUUAAGUAGGACUAUAAAACAUACAUAUAUUUAUAUUAUGGAUACACGUGUGAGAUAGGUGUUGAGAGACUUGUGUGUUUUUUGUUCAACAUCGCACAAUCUCGCACAUUUACCCAUGUUUCCUAUUUUUUUUAUAUAAUUUUAUUUUGGCUUUUGCUCUCAAA